GAGGUUAGGUCAACGUGUGACGUGUCAUGUGACUUGCAUUGACUGGAAGGCAACUUGCAGCUUGACACUACUUGUGUAAAUCACGGAACAAGACGGCACGCCGAUAUUCCAGGAAACACUGUUAUCAAGGACCAACAUCAAUCUAUCAGCUGGUGCUUCGCAAAAUGUCUUCUGAUUUCCCUGCUGUGGUUGACUUAAACGUGGGUGGUCGACAUCUGACAACCUCCCUUUCCACCCUCACCAAGGACAAAGACUCCAAGUUGGCCGCCAUGUUUAGUGGAGGGCAGCUUGUGAACCAGGACAAAGAUGGCCGCUACUUCAUCGAUGCGGAUGGAGAUGUGUUUGUUCACGUCCUCAACUUUCUGAGAUAUGACACAGUGCCUCCCCGCGGAGCAGCUACAGCUGUUCUGAAAUAUGCAGAUUACUUUGAAUUACACGCUCUGAGGAAAACGCUGGAGAUGCGCUUUGACGCAUGGAGGGGAAGGUUUUUUUAUUACACUUCUCACUUGGAAUACGUGAAAGGGGAAGUGAGGAAGUUUAACUUUUCGUCAAGGUAUUUUUAUCUUUGCAUACGUACCAAUGAUUGUUCAUGUCGUAAUCCUCCUGCGCAUCAAACUGAUUUUCAAGGGCUAGGUAAGAUUGAGAUACAUCUUCCUGCUCUUGUUCAUGAUGAUGAAAGUCGAUCUUUGUUGCUUAUUAUUCUGGCACAGGACUUACAAUGUAUGGAUAUCUUCAAAGAUGAGGAAGAAAAACCAAGCGACUGUAACUGUCUCGGUGCAAUGAAACUUCGGUUUGGCAAUGCACCCGAGUCUACACUAAAUGAACUCAAAUGACUUAACAACGCCACCAACAGAAAUUCGCAUUUCGUCUAUUUCUAAAGAGAAUGUAAAUGUAUAUUACUUUUACUUUCCUUCAAAGAGGGUGUAGACGAUUGUGGCGAUAGGUCCGAUGUUGGGGUCAGGGCGUAUCACAUCAGGGUGGAUAUCAAUCAUGAUACCACAAGGUUAUUACAUUGUUAACACAAUUAACCUUGUUAUUUUUCUACUUUCUAUGCUUUGGAGACUAUUAGUGCCUUAGAAUUAUUAAUACUGACAUGUGGAUGUAUGGGAAUGGCUGUAUAAUAAAGACAAUACAAUAUGCAUGUACCCUGAAGUCGAACGGUUUUAUAUUAAUGAGAAAAGACAUUUCACGUGAUUCCAUAGCAUAUGAUUGUAAUAUAGCCAUUUAGUUUUCGAUUAUGCUUCCAUUAACCAAAAGCAAAUUAGGCCACGCCCAUAACCAACUAAUGCUACCUGAUUGGCCGAUAAGAGUGGGCUAGGUUUGUUAUGCAUUAUUGCGCUGAUCGUUUUCACUGAUUUCGUAUUCUUAUUAGUGGUGUAACGAUACGGCGAUACAGUAUUGUAUCCCGAUGCACAGCCCACGAUACGAUGCAUCGAUUUGGAAAGCAUGUAUCGCGAUACAUACGAUAUUUUCAUAACACAGU
Haliotis rufescens (red abalone) is the source of this 1483-nucleotide messenger RNA. RefSeq names its product BTB/POZ domain-containing protein KCTD7-like. Bases 165 to 833 code for a protein of 222 amino acids. The record is from RefSeq and is a predicted model, not a curated record. Lineage: Eukaryota; Metazoa; Mollusca; Gastropoda; Lepetellida; Haliotidae. The transcript is spliced from 2 exons. Gene Ontology annotation, biological process: protein homooligomerization. Gene Ontology annotation, molecular function: protein binding.